CUACUCAGCGACACUGAGAUUCUCGUUCAGUCUUGGAGAGUAGCACAAGGUUACAUAGUCAAACUCGAACACCACAGACGGCCACACCGGAAUCUCGCACAAUCGCUGACCUUCAAGAUGGGGAAAAAGACUGCAAUGUCUGCCGAGAUCGGCCCAGAUACCGUAUAUCAGGCAACGCCGGUAUACGAGUUGAUCGUUGGCAAAGAGCUGGUGAUGAGAAGGCAGAAUGACGGAUGGUUGAAUGCGACACAAUUGCUCAAGGUCGCGAAUUUCGACAAGCCGCAAAGAACCAGGAUCUUGGAGCGAGAGGUGCAGAAAGGGGUCCAUGAGAAGGUGCAAGGUGGAUACGGAAAGAGUCAGGGCACCUGGAUCCCGCUGGAACGUGCCGUCGCGCUUGCGAAACAGUACGAGAUUCACGAGCUCAUCCGACCUAUAGUCGAACUAGACGCCCGAGCCGGCACCCCGCCUCCAGCACCGAAGCAUUCCAUCAAACCGUCUCAGGCCAAGCUGAAGAAGCAGGAUCUCGCGUCGCUGUCCGUCAAGAGCGCUAGAAGCACGCCCAGCCUUUCGCUUGGACCGCCCAUCGGUCAGGGUUACUCGCUGCAUACCGCUUUACAAGCGGGUCCUAGCGGUUAUGGCGGCGAUGGUGGUGCGCCUUCCUCGGCUGUCGGGGGAGACGGAGCGGACGGUUCCGAUGGCGAAGGUGCUGCUACUGCAUCCCCAUCCCGAUCUUCGUCGUCUCGUACCCCUUCCCCUAUUCCCGCUCCAACGAACAUGCUGGGAACGCUCAACGAUCAUUUGUCGGGAAUAUACUCGGAUCAACAGCAGCCUAGCUAUAGUAUCGACGGGAUGAAAGCUGGAGCUGCUAUGGCGGGACAGAAGCGUAAACUUGAAGAGGAUUACGAGGCCGCGCCGUCAUCUUCAAGGACGAGGCUUGACACGGACGCCGUUUACCUUGUCAACGGGCAUCCGCCACCAGCUGGGCCGGAAACUUACGCCAACAUCAUCCUCGACUACUUCAUCACGGAAAAGGCCAAGAUACCCGAUUGUCUGGUGAAACCCCCGCCAGACUUUGAUGCCAACGUCUCAAUUGAUGACGACGGUCACACUGCAUUGCACUGGGCUUGUGCGAUGGGUCGACUUCGAGUCGUCAAGCUGCUAUUAUCAGCCGGUGCCGAUAUAUUCAGGGUCAACCACGCCGAGCAGACCGCUCUAAUGCGUAGUGUCAUGUUUUCCAACAACUACGAUGUGCGGAAAUUCCCUGAGCUGUACCAAUUGCUCCAUCGUUCUACCUUGAACAUCGACAAAGGUAACAGAACGGUGUUUCAUCACAUCGCUGACGUUGCCCUCACCAAGGGCAAAACGCAUGCCGCGCGGUAUUACAUGGAAACGAUCCUCGCCCAUCUGGAAGAUUUCCCUCGAGAAUUGGAGGAUGUCAUCAAUUUCCAAGAUGAAGAGGGCGAGACGGCGUUGACAUUGGCAGCUCGUGCUCGGAGCAAGCGCCUUGUGAAAGCGCUUCUUGACCACGGAGCCGAUCCCAAGAUCAAGAAUCGAGACAAGAAGAGCGCCGAGGACUAUAUUCUGGAGGACGAGCGGUUUCGAUCCUCACCCAACCUAGGCGGGCAGCUUCGAUUAGACGACGGAGAGAGCUCGAUGCGAGCUGGAUUCGGCAGUCUCCCUCCGCAGCUUUAUCACUCGCAGUCCGCUCAGCAAGCGGCGGGAAAGUAUACGACGGACAUGACCACGAUGUUGGAUGAUCUCGCACGGUCAUACGACACUGAACUUCAGCAGAAGGAGAAGGACAUCUCGCAGGCAGAAGCGCUCCUUGUUUCGCUACGAUCGGAUAUCGAGGAAGCGAAAAAGACAUUAGCGGAAUUACAAAGCAGAAGUGCCGGAUUGCAACCGGAACGAGAGAAGGUGGCUGGUUUGCAGUCUUCGUUGGAAGAGAAUAUGGGUCGACGGUAUCGAGCUGGGUGGGAAGCCUGGCUGGCUCACGAAGAGGCGCGGGAGAAUGCAUGGGAACAGGCUGGUCGACCCGAGACGGCGGAAUGGCAAGAUGUCAUCGCCAUUGCCAAGGUGGAAGGAUCGACUGACGCGGAGGAAGCGCAACUUGUUGAUGAGGUUGAGCAAGGAAAGCGGAAACGGAUCGAGCUCUUCAAGCGAUAUGUGCGACAGCAGACCGAUGUCGGAACCGGGGAAAAGAUGGCAAGCUACCGAAAGCUGAUCGCCUCUGCUUGCGGAGGAAUGCAGCCUAGUCAAGUCGACCGAUUUUUGGUGGAGAUCUUGGAUACGCUUGAUGGAGACGCAGCCGAGGGUAUCAACUAGUCGAUACCCAUCAUCAAUCUCAUAAUUACGACCAUGUCUUGACAUCCGCUGUGUAUAAAUUAUAUCGUAUCGCCAGAGUGAACGAUGAUGAUGACUUUCGCGAUAACAUGAUCACGUCUA
Filobasidium floriforme is the source of this 2445-nucleotide messenger RNA. RefSeq names its product Mbp1 and Swi4-like apses protein 1. The record is from RefSeq and is a predicted model, not a curated record. NCBI's taxonomy places the organism in Eukaryota, Fungi, Basidiomycota, Tremellomycetes, Filobasidiales, Filobasidiaceae. The transcript is spliced from 6 exons. The coding region runs from base 118 to 2325 and encodes 735 amino acids. Gene Ontology annotation, cellular component: MBF transcription complex; SBF transcription complex. Gene Ontology annotation, molecular function: protein binding; DNA binding; transcription regulator activity.